Dromiciops gliroides (monito del monte) is the source of this 5435-nucleotide messenger RNA. RefSeq names its product centromere protein L (gene CENPL). Bases 222 to 1262 code for a protein of 346 amino acids. The record is from RefSeq and is a predicted model, not a curated record. The transcript is spliced from 5 exons. Lineage: Eukaryota; Metazoa; Chordata; Mammalia; Microbiotheria; Microbiotheriidae.
UGGCCGGCCGGGCAACCCGAUGCCGAAUGGGUGGAAGGAGGAGGACACGGGGUGGGGGUGGGGGUGGGGUGUCUCUAGUUGGCCGCGCAGCUCGACGGGAAACAAUUUCAAACUGGGGCGGGGCCUCGCCUGGAAGAUGCAACGGACCCGCCGGAGCUGAGGUUCUCGGCUACGAGGGCUAGCCGGCACCGGAGCCGCCCUGCCCGCAGCGGGCGGAAGUUAUGGAAUCAUUGAACGUGCCAGAAUUCACUCCAAAACACAGGGUGCCUCCAAGGCUUAGAGAUUACUUUACCAGUGCCAGCCCUUUUCAGAGACAGCUAGCAUCAGUCAGAAAGCAAACUCCGUUUGGUCAGACACCGACUCGAAGGAAAAUUCCUCAGUGCUCACCAUUUCAAGAAAACAUUGACCCACAAAAGAUUGCCUUUCUUCUACAUAGACAGUGGACCUUAUAUACCCUUACUCCCCUGUAUAGAUUCUCCUACUCUAAUCUCAAAAAGUAUUCUACACUUCUGAAGUCCUUCCUUGCUGCUGAAAAGCAAAAAGGCCUGGCUGUGGAGAUGGGAGCCGAUUUUAACUUGAAAGUGAUUUUCUCCAUGCUCUCAGGAAUAAAAGGCACACAAGGUGACCCAGCAGCAUUUCUUGUCCAGAUUGUAUCCAAAUCCCAGUUGUCAUCAAAGAAUACAGAAGAUAAAGUGGUAUGGACAGGUUGGUUUUGCUGUGUGUAUGGAAAUAGUCUUCUGGAGAAUGUGCCAGACGAUUUUACCUGUCUGCCUUUGUUCCUUGCAAAUGGGGCAGAGUCUAACACGGCCUUAAUUGGAACUUGGUUUCAGAAAACCUUUGACUGUCGAUUCACUCGAUUAAGAAUUAGUGCAUUCAAUCUUUCCUGGAUGGCUGCUAUGUGGACUUCGUGUAAUCUGGAACAUUAUAGGACUGCUACAGAAUUGCUUUGGUCUGUACCCUGUAGCCCUCAGAGUUUGGACAUUUCUUAUGCAAUAAAUCCUGAAGAUGCAAAAGCUUUGUGGGACAGUAUCCACCAAACACCUGAGGAGAUAACACAGGAGGAGGUUGACCUGUUCAUAGACUGCCUUUGUUCACAUUUUCACAGACAUUUCAAAAUCAAUUUGUCAGCUACGAGACUGGUCUGUGUGUCAACAUCUGUAGCUUCUGCACAUACUGAUGGGAAAAUAAAGAUUCUUUGUAGCAAAUAUCUGAUUGGAGUAUUGGCAUUUCUGACAGAACUGGCAAUUUUUCAAAUCGAGUGACUCUAUGUGGACUAUACCUUGUGGAUUGAUCAUAUGCUACUUUUACCAGUAAGCUGUUUGGCCAAAAUGGGCCAGUAUGUGAGCUGUGCUGUUGCCUGAAGUGGCCAUAGCUUUUCACAUCUGUCAUGGUGCUUGAGGAGUGGUCUCAGUGGUGAAGUCUAACAAGGAGCCAGAAGAAUGGAGAAAGUAGCAGUGGCUGUUACAGUCAGGUGCUGGUUUGUCAGACAAGAUGGCCUUCAAUAUCAGCUUCUAGCACCACUGGAGAUUGCUGAUUUUCAUCGUACAUCACCCUUUUUAUUUCAUUUGAAGUCCUCUUAAAAUUGGUGUGGGACACUAAAAUAAGUCUUUCUAAUUACGUAUGAAAGCCUAAGCCCAAUUUGCAUCUUAGAUUCAUCUAGUUAGUUUUGCCCAUUAAAAAAUUUUCCCUAGAAAUUCUAAUUCAUUUUCCUGGAGUGCCACAAAAGCAUUUGCAGAGGAAAAGCAAGAGGUGAUAGAUUAAUGUGCAAAACUUUAGCUGCUAAUCUGCUUUUAUUUUGUAAUGACAUUAACUAUUUUGCACUGUUGAAUUAAAUAUGCAUAUUUUAAUAUGACAUAAAGUGUUUGAUUUUAAAAUGGUAGGUCUCUUUUCCUUUAAGGUUUCAGUUGUCACCUCUUAGAGAGAGAGACAGACAGACAGCAUAGGCACUUUGGAUCAGAAGACCUGAGUUGUUCAAAUUCUGAUUUUGUUGUUUCAUACCUGUCUGAGCUGGAGCAAAUUGCUUUGCUUCUAUAUGCCUCAAUUUCCUCAACUGAGAUAAUAAUCUGUAUAGUGCUUAGCAUGAUGCUGGCACAAAAUAGGCCCUAAAUAAAUGCUUAUUCUCUUCUAUUUCUCCUUGAUGAUCUUCAAGGUCCUUCUAGCUUUGAAUCCUAUUCUGGUAGCAUUGAGGUCAUUUAGUCUAAACCUAGCCAAACUUAGGAUUAUAUAAUUUUUAGUUUGAGAUAAAAAUUUAUGCCCUCUGACUAUAGAUGCAGGUUUCUUUUUCUUCUGUGCCACUCUAUAGCUUUAGGAUUCAGACCUGGAAGAGACCUUAGAGAUCACUUAAUCCAACUUCUUUUUUACAGAGGAGUAACUAGUGCCCAGUAUAAUUUAGCUAGAUCUGCUUUCCUUACUUCCUGAGCCUCAAAACCUUUUUUAGGAGAAUAGCUUUUUAUUCAUUGGUAGGGAGGCCCUCUCUGGUUAAAGGAUGGUUGUUCCUUUGAAUGUAUCUAGUCCUAUGGAUUUCUUACAGGGUGCUUGUGAAAUAUACAACAAAAGAUUAUCUUCAUACUAGAACCUUGAUAGGAUUAACUCUCUGAAUACUGGAAAGGGGCAAAUGGCAAAAGGCCAGUCUUUAACAAAAAGAUAAAGGACAACCCUGGUACCAGUACCACUGUCCUAGUCUUGGCCUAACUUCUUUAGCUGGGCAUUUACACGUUUCUGUUGUGUGGUAAUUGUAAGGAAAUGUAUGAGUUAUUUUCUUUUUUUUUUUUGGUAAGGCAAUUGGGGUUAAGUGACUUGCCCAGGGUCACACAGCUAGUCAGUGUCAAGUGUCUGAGGUGGGAUUUGAACUCAGGUCCUCCUGAAUCCAGGGCCAGUGCUCUAUCUACUGCACCACCUAGCUGCCCCUUAUGAGUUAUUUUCUAGCUUGUACUAUAAUUAUUUGUUUAGUGUCUCAUCUAGACUUAUGAGUUCCUUGGCAUUGUAAAUUGUCAUUUAUUUUUCAUUUUAUAUUUUCUAGGGCUUAGUACCUUCCAAAUAGGCACUUAUAUUGCUCAAGUGAAUUAAUUGAGGUACAAACAAAUGAAACAAUCUGCCUUCAACUAGAACAAAAAAAAAUGAGAAAAAAUUGUUUUAGGGUAAGAGAAGAUAAAAACUUCUCAUCUCUCUUGAUCUCCUCUCCCUCUCAUUCUUCCAGGCUGCUUUUGUUCCAAAUGUGUUCUAUCCAUUCUUUAUGGCUUAGCUCAAGUCACAUCUGGUCCAUGAUGCUUUUGCAGACUUCUUGGGGCCCUGGUGCUCCAUCCAUUUUAUAAAAUACUAUAUUGUUAUAUUUUUAUAGUUCUUUACGAUUCCUUUUUCACGUGUUCUCCUUUGAUUCUUACAGUAUUCCCCUGAAAUAGGCAGGGUAGAUACUGAGAUUCUCAUUUUGUAGGGGAGCUCUAAUCAAUAUGGAGCUGAGACUAGAGCUCAGGUUUUUUAACAGAUGCACUUUCUACUACACUAUAGCUGCUUCUCAUUAUGCUUCUCAUACACUAAAUUUCUCAGUUUAUAUUCUCAUAUACCACUCAUUUUGGCACUUAAACUCUUUCACAUUAUGUAUGUGUAAGGGCUUUGUUUUCCAAGGCUUUGCCAGUGGUGAGCCAGCUCAGUGGUUUUUACUAAGCUGAAAAGGCUUCAUGGGUCUUUUCUUUUCCUUUAUUGUUUUUUUUUUUGGACAAAGUAAUCCCCUUUGACAGACUUUAUGGCCUCUGUCUGAGACCAGCCAAACUAAAUUAGGAGUGAUGAAAGAAUGAUGGAAUUUUUUUUGCCACCUAGAAGUACUUAUAGGUUCCUAGUAGGUCUUAUCUCCUCAUUGAGACCAAGUGCUUCAGAACAGGUAACCUCUGUUGGACUUUUGGAUCUCCUCAAGUGGCUUGAGCCUAUGAUACAAGCACUUAAAAAUUUACCAGAUUGAAAAGAAUUCUGUUAGAGAAACAGAAGGAAAUGAUUGGGAAAGAAAAGGGCUUUCUAUUGUGUGUUUUUACCUCUGUGUUUAAUAAUUGAGAAUUUGAGCUUUGUAUUUUUGUAAGCUCUUUUAUCAGAGAUUUUUAAUGCUUUAUGUCUAUAAUACCUCUUUCCAAAUUCUACUGAGAGGGAGGUCAUAGCCAUUUGGUAUGCAAGUGCUAUGCUGUCUUUCAGUUAGGAUAUUUGGGUCCAGAGUGGAACUUCUCCUACAAGAGUCCACUAAAAGUAGGUUCUUGUAGGCUGUGCUCAAAUAAGGAACUGUAAAGCCAAAGUUCGGAGCCAUCAUCCAUGCAAGCAGACCUCUAACUCUAGGUCUCCUUGUUUAUUAUUUAUUUAGAUCCCUUUGUGGCCAAAGAAGUAUCCUAGGCUGAAAGGGUAGAAUGUUAAAAAAAAAAAAUCAAAAUUCUCUAAAAGUCGAAAACUUAUUUUGUUGCUGUUAGCAUGCCACUAUUAGGUUAAAGCUGAAGGAUUAUAAAUUCUAAUCACACAGAGUAAGAGAAUAUUUGCUACCAUUUAAGAAAAAUUUUACAAGUUGGAUUAUACUAGCCUAAACACAUUCUCUUGCUGGCAUCGGAGCAAAUAUUUAAUUGCUUAAGAAUAAGUUGCUGUGAUAUGGAUCACAAUGGCAGUUAUGAUACAUUUUAGGACAGUUGGUAAAAUACUUUUUGAAAUUUUUCUUUUAAAAGUCACAAUGGUUCAGAAUUCAAAUUGAAGCGUGUUUUCUUUCUUUUCAUUUUUUUUGGACAUGGUUUAUAUGGCUAUUUGUUUUGUGCCACUAUAUAUAUUUUUAAUGGGUUUUGUUUUUCUCACCUUCUUAAUGUGUGGGGGAGAAGGAUAGAGAAAAAUUGGGACUCAAAACAAUAAGAUUAAAAAAUAAAAGCGGUAAUAGUGAACUGGAAGUUUUAAAAAUACUUGGAUUUGUCAAAGACUCUUCAGAUUAUAAUCCAGAUUUUAUUAACAAUAACUACUUAUGUUUCACAAAGACCUACUCUCUCAUCCUGAUUUUAGAGGUAGAUUUGACAGGGCUCUAUGCCAGCAGAGCACAAAGUCUGGCAGGCUUUACCAUGCCAGGAAAGCUUUGAACGUUGUCUUAGUCACAGACAGGAUGUUGUCGGAGGAUCAACCUGGGCUUAUUACCAACCCUAAUUUGACAAUUUUGACCAUGACAAAUCCAUAAAACAAAGACUUAACAAAUGGCCCUUCAUUCCAUGGAUCCCCCUUCGGCUUCCAUAAGAGUGUCAGAAAAGAAGGGAAGGAGGUGCCAAGAGUUAUAUAGUUAAUAAAUAUUGACUUUAGGUAUUCUAAAGAUGAAAUCUGCCCAAUGACCAAUGAAUUACUAUACUAUUGGAUAGAUUUAAGCUCUUUGAGGACAGGGAUUGUUGUACUUUUUCUCUUCUGUAUGUGUCCAGCACUUAGAACUGUGCUGGCACCUA